GUUGACUAUCAUUUAUUACUGAAUUAAAGAAACAAACAUGGAUGUCAGAAUCAAGUACAAUAAAGGAAAAAUAAUGCCAUUAGAUGAAGAACAUUCAUCAGCACUUAACAAAACACAGGCAAUAUCUCCAGGGAAAGAAAGAACAAUGGAUGCUGAUAAUAAAGAAUUAAAUGCAGAGGAUCUCAUUUUCUUUAAUAGAGUUAAAAAAGAUGCUUUGAGGUGGAAAUCUUAUGCUUGCUGCCGCAGGAUGCAAAAGUCAAAUAAAACGUCAUCAUGUCUGGGAUUGUAUAAACUAAAGAAGAUGACUGAUGAAAUGAUUGAUAAGCCAGAUGGAAGAAAUAUAAAAGAGUUUCUCAACCACAAAUUAAUUAACUACUUUGCCAAAUUAGGAAAGUCAACUAAUGAAAAUGAAACUGUUGACUUAGAGUAUGUUAAGAAUUUACUUAAGUCUGGAGCCGAUAUCAAUAGCACAGACAAAUAUGGGCAAACAAUUUUGCAUGAGGUUGCUAGAGCUUGGCAUACAGAUGUUGCUCUAUAUGUCAUCAAAAAAGGUGCCAAUGUUAAUCAGGGAGAUAAUUAUGGACGAACACCUUUACAUGUGGCAGCUGCUGUGGAUUAUGUUCCUAUGGUGGAUUUACUGUUGAAGCACAAAGCUGACAUUGAGGCUAAGACAAAAGAUGAAUUGCAAACUCCUGUAUUUUAUGCUGCCAAAAAUGAUGCUGUCAAUUCACUGAAAGCUCUGGUAAAGAAAAAGUGUAAAUUUAUUGAUAUCCAGGAUUACAAAGGAAGGACACCCAUUUAUGUUGCUGCUGAAUUAGAUCGUAGCGAGACCACCAAGUUAUUGCUGGAGUUAAAUGCUCCAGGAUAUUCAAGUGCCAAUGAUGGUUCAAGGGCCAUAACUUGGAUGAUAAAUAAAAUGCCACCUGUGGCUUUUGAAGCCCUCAAUCAGAUGCACUCAACAGACCGUCCAAACAGGAAGCAGUAUUAUUCUCUCAAUUACUUAUUCUGUGAAAAAGUUACAUCAAAAAACAUUUCAGACCAUAAUGUUAGUGGAAGCUCUCAAACUUCAUUGCAUGUUGCUGUUGGACUAAGACAAUAUGACUUAAUUAUGCAUCCCGUCUUCAAACGUCUGCUGGAUGUAAUGUGGGAUCAAUAUGGAAAAAGAUCUGCUAUCUUUCAUCUUUGUCUGAAUCUUAUUUACAUUCUCCUGUGGACUAUCAUUGGACUGGUUGUAGAGUAUGACAAAAGGCAUUAUUAUGACCUACCUGGUGACACUUGGAGGAUAGUACUUUUUAUCUUAGCAGCUUUAUUGACUUUCUAUCAGAUCUAUGAAGAAAUCAUGGAGUUCAGACGAUCGCAGGAUUACCAUGAUGCAUGGGAAACAAAAAGAAAAGGAGAUAUUAAAAAUGAUUUAGAGUACUGCCAUCCAAGAUGGCCUGGAGAAAAGAAAUAUUUGCUGAGUGAAAUAGCUGAGUUGGAAAAUCUAAGGCCAAAGUAUUUUAAUGAUGCCUGGAAUAUUUUUGAUUGGAUUUGUUACAUAUUUUUAUUAAUCUGUAUGGCUACACAUAUUGCUGAUAUUAUAGAUCAUUCUGAGGUCUUGGCUAAAGUCCACAUUAGAAUAAUGGCGAUAACUAUCAUUUUACUUUGGUUACGACUCAUGAAGCAUGCCAGAGCUUUUGCAUUGCUAGGACCAUUUAUAGUAAUGUUAGGCCACAUGUUGAAAGAUUGUGUUCGAUUUCUUUUCUUAUAUAUGGAGUUUUACAUACCUUAUUUGACAGCUUUUUGGAUGAUAUUUGGAGGUACUAAAAUGGCUGCAGACAACUCUACAGAAGAAGUCACUGUCAGUGGAUUCACUUAUCCUGGAGAAAUCUUUUUCAGUACAUUUCGUCUGACUUUAGUUGAUGAUUAUGAUUAUGAUAAUAUGCAAAAGAUAGACAGUAUUAUGGCUGACCUAUUACUAGGAACCUGGUUUAUGUUGUCUGCUAUCCUGUGCCUUAAUUUGUUUAUAGCUCUACUGUCAGAUACAUUUCAAAGAGUUUAUGACAAUGCUCAAGCUAACUCUGUCAUGCAAAGAGCAAUAUUUCUGGUGAACAUUUGGGAAGGCAUGAGUAGAAAGAGAAAAGAACAGUUUUUAGACUACAUUGACGAGUUCUGUAGUCCACUGAAAGAUGAAUAUGAUGAUGACAUGACACAAACAGGGGAAGAGGAUUUAAAAAGAAUUACAUUUCAAAUAAAGGAGAAUUUGGAUGAUUUACAGGAACUCUUCAAGCUACAGUUUGGUGAUCCCCGAUCACACCUGACAGAGGAUGAAGAAAACACAAGCAAAGAAAGGAGGAAUCAACUUUUUAAACCCAACUCCGAUGUAGAGGAAAUCAAACAAUCACUGAUUAGUUUUCAAACUGAGCAGCUAAAUAUUACAUCUCAAAUGCAAAAAGAUCUUUUAUCAGUGAAAAACAUGUUACAACAAUCAUUAAGCAAACAAAUACCAGAUUUUCAAAGUGCAAGUCCAGUAAGUGAAAGCUUAGAGAAUGUUGGUUAUGACAAUGAAAAACUUGGUAAGAAAAAAAGACGGAGAAAAAAGGAGAAGCAUUUCAAAGGAUUUGGCUCAGAGCUUCAAGAUCACGCACCGGCAUCAUUUCAGAAUUUUACAAGUCUACAGGAUCAAUCUCAGAGGGUCAAUGUGAAUGAAUCGACCAAUUGUUAGCAGCCAAGAGACUUCUCGAAUACAUUAUUUACAAUCUUGCAGUUAAAUCAAAUACUUCCGAAAUACAUUAUUUACAAUCUUAUAGUCAACAUCAAGAAACUCUUCUUGCUCAAUGAAGUAAUUUUUUUUUUCUGUUUUUAUUUGGUGUAUAUUUGACAGUGUAAUUAAUUUCUUAAUUUUAAGGGCAUUUUGCCUAUUUGAUGUCAAUCAUAUCUAGAUAAAAUUUACUUAUACAAGUCAUCAACAUUUCCUUAACUACAUUACCAAAUAAAUAAUAUUGUAAACAUAUUUUAACCCUUAAAAAAAAAUUCUUGUUUGUUAUCUGUGCAGUGCUAAAAUUUAAGAUGAUCCAUAAUGCAGGAUAUAAAAUUGAAAUCUGUUUUUGUAACCAGAAUUUGUGGUAUACCUUUUGGUUUAAGUUCCUUGUUUGUGGAUCUUUCAAUAAGCUAUUCCUGCAUUAGUAUGGAUUCAUCUGUAAUUUGACCUUUGAAUAAGCUAUUCCUGCAUUAGUAUGGAUUCAUCUGUAAUUUGACCUGAGUUUGUCCACACACAGCCGGGAAUAUCCAAGUGAAGGAUUUCCAAUCUUUGGAUUAGGUCAUCAUAGAGUAAGAGUAGUGAGGGGCAAGUGGAGUAUUUAAUAAUAUUAUCUGAUCAUAUAGGGAAGAAGUUAUUUUAGUUGUAUACAAUUUUCUUCUUUCUGUGGACCCCAUACAUUUGUCUCAAGGACUCCUUAGUGGUCUGAUGAUCAUAGUUUUAGAACCACUGAUGUAACAUAUAGGUUUUGAACCAUUUACUUUUUGUUUCAUUUUUUAAUAUGAUUGACAGAUUUAUUUCAAUGACACCCUGCCAUUUAUUCUUAUGAAUUAAGUAUAUAUUUAUUUAUGUGGUAUUUAAAAAAAUAUACUUCCCUGUUGUAAAUUAAGUCACAAAGAUGUUGCCAAAAUAUUUUGUUUUGUAAGUUAGACCUAAUUUAAAACAAAUAGUAAUCUUAUAAACUUCAUUUUCUUGAUCAUUUUUUUAUGCAUUGAUUUAGAGAAUUCGAAUAAAAUAUUAAGCAUUUUCAAAACAAUUACAUUAAGUGAAGACCAGGAGAGGCCGGUAAUUCGCUUAGCUUCCGAACCGAGGGUCCCGGGUUCGAAGUCUGGGAUUUUCAACUUCGGAAUCCUUGGGCGCCUCUGAGUCUACCCAGCUCUAAUGGGUACUUGACAUUAGUUGGGGAAAAGUAAAGACGGUUGGUCGUUGUGCUGGCUACAUGACAUCCUCGUUAACCAUAGGCCACAAAAACAGAUGAACUUUACAUCAUCUGCCCUAUAGACCACAAGGUCUGAAAGGGGAACUAGUUAGGCCAGGUUCACAUCUAACUUUGCAUUAACUUGCACCUAUCCUUUGAUCUGCAGCAUCAUUGGGGCACUACACAAGAUCUGUCAACCUUCUUUCUCCAUCCUUAUCUCUCAUUUGUCUUUGAUAUAAUUUCAUUUGGAUGUUCUUUCUGAAAAUAUUGAAGCCUGCCUGGGUGGACCACUUCGGGGGCCGGUUUGUGUUUCCACACAAACUGUCUUUGUAACCUUGUUUAAUUUAUGUUUUCAUUUUGUACUGGAACAUAGAUCUAGUUAGCUGUUUAACUUUAAGCAAAAAAUGUAAACCUUUUACUUUUUUUUCCAUUUUUUACUGUAUGAACUGUUUAAUUUUUAACUAUUUACUUUCAAAUUUUAAAUAUUGUCUAGUAAUUGAACUAUUUUAUUGUCUAAUUGUACUAUCUGAGAAAUCUUUUGUUCUCUGUUUAUUGAAUGUAAAUAGAUUGAAAUCAGGGAGCUAAAGUGAAUAGGGCAGCACUCUGAAACACUUGAUUUCCUUUCCUGGUAAGCCUUUGUAUUUUAACAUAAAACUGGAGACUUUUUCCUAUCCUUGUGUGAACUCAGUUAUUCAGUCAUUUAGUGUUUAGUACCAUUGUCUUAGGAAAUUAGUUAAGCUUGCAAUAUUGAUUCUUUUUUAAAGUUCUAAACCUUCAAAUUAAAGUAAAGAAUGUUUGCUGGUUUGUAGACAUUAGUAGAUCUACAUUCCUACUGGAGUUGUUUUUUUUUUAAUGUACAGCUGAUGUAUGAUAAUUAAACCAAUUACUAAAUCUUUAUUUUUCAAAUUGUUGGAUAAUUGCAUUUAUUUAGUUAUGUAAUUUUUAAAAAAUUUACACAUUAUUUUUAUAUCUACUUGCUCAAUGCAUUGUUAUUUAUUAUAAUAGUAGUGUGAUCACAUAAUUUAUACACCAAGUUAUAGUUGAUUAAAUACAUUGAACUAUUUCUAUGCUUUAUAAAAAUGUGAUACCAAAAAAACAAGUAAUUAGGUCAAAUAAAUGGAUGAUAAUUACUUAAGCCUGGCUUCUUGUUUGUUUUUUUUUAAAUAGAACUAAAUAUAACAAUGUAAACAAGGACAAAACAUUUGAUAAUUUGACUGCCACAUAUAUGAGAUGGGACUGUCAUUUUUUUAAUUUUGGAAUUUAGUUGUUAAGUUUUUAAAAAAUUUACACAUUAUUUUUAUAUCUACUUGCUCAAUGCAUUGUUAUUUAUUAUACUAGUAGUGUGAUCACAUAAUUUAUACACCAAGUUAUAGUUGAUUAAAUUCAUUGAACUAUUUCUAUGCUUUAUAAAAAUGUGAUACCAAAAAAACAAGUAAUUAGGUCAAAUAAAUGGAUGAUAAUUACUUAAGCCUGGCUUCUUGUUUGUUUUUUUUUAAAUAGAACUAAAUAUAACAAUGUAAACAAGGACAAAACAUUUGAUAAUUUGACUGCCACAUAUAUGAGAUGGGACUGUCAUUUUUUUAAUUUUGGAAUUUAGUUGUUAAGUUUCUAAAAUGACCUAACUACACAUUUAAAUAUAAAAAACAAAUUAAGUGCAUUGAUUACCAAAAUAAGUAUUAUUUGGUUUAGAAAACAUAUCCAUACAUACAACUUAACAUUAUUCUCCUCACCAACUGUGCAUUGCUAAAUAAGUCACUAAACUCAUAGGAAGUACAAUAAUAAUUUCUAGUGACAUCGAGAACAUCCAACUAUGAGUCAAGCAGAAUAUGGUGCGGUCUUCAGACAUUAACGCAUUGAUUUCUUUUUUAAAACACUAGCUGUUUAAAACUUUAUUACUGCUGUACUCAAUAAAAGUUGGUUUAAAAAAGUAAAAUUGAGAAUAAUUGUCACAUUUUUUUUAACCAAUAGAUAAUUUUUUCUUCUGUAUUAUUUUGAAAGGUGACACUUAACUGGUAGAGUACAAAGUAUGUGUAAUGCAGUCAAAUGUAAUGGUUAUUUUAUUAUCAUUCCUUUAUAAUUCAUAAGCUGUACUCUAUAUCUGAGCUAGACAUAAAACACUUUAUAAUAUGGCUCACUCUAAAAAAAAUGUUUAAAGAAACAAUUAAACAUUCAUUGAAUGUGAUAAGGAUAAAUAAAAUUAAAUGGGAAUGAU
This is a messenger RNA of Biomphalaria glabrata, 6147 nucleotides long. RefSeq names its product transient receptor potential cation channel subfamily A member 1-like. Gene Ontology annotation, biological process: calcium ion import across plasma membrane. The transcript has 23 exons. Bases 38 to 2704 code for a protein of 888 amino acids. Gene Ontology annotation, cellular component: membrane. Gene Ontology annotation, molecular function: protein binding; calcium channel activity. The record is from RefSeq and is a predicted model, not a curated record. Lineage: Eukaryota; Metazoa; Mollusca; Gastropoda; Planorbidae.